ACUAAAAGACAUCAGCCAGCGAGUAGGUAUAGAUAUUUGUCGUUAUGAUUAUUCCGAGCCACAGUACGGCAAAGAUGUUUGCGAUCGAAUUUUAUGCCCCAUGAAGACAUGCCUCCGACGAUACUGCAACGAAGGUCAUGACAUACUAUCUGCACGAGAUAUGAGAACAGCACUUUCAGAAAGACCCGUCAAAGGUACGUCUGCGUGUGUCUGUACAGUGGACGAAGGAAAAGAAACCCUUCAAGUUAAAAAAAUUGACGGCUUCAGCAAGCUACAUAAUGUUAAAUUUGAGAAAAAUGGCAUUCGUGUCUGGAAAUCCUACGGAAUUGGUCGUGGUAAGAAGAUUUCUUUCGAUCAGCUAGUUUUUCAAAGCCAAGAGAGUACCGAUAUUAAGGUAUGCGAUGACUUUUUUAACCUUAAAGAUACGCGACUAUACAAUUGCAAAAAGGCUGCAUCAGACAAAUCUCAUGGGGAUAGCGAUUCGGAGCAAGACAUUUUUGAGUGCUCAGAACCAGGAUGUAUGAAGAGCUUUAAGUCUUUCUCUGAACUGGAGUUACAUUUAAACAUUGGGGACCAUUCUAUAAAUGAAGAAAGUAAGGAGAGAAAGGAGACACUUUACGACAAGUUAAGAAGGGACUGGGUUGACAGGUUUACUACAGCGGUCACCAUAACUGACGAAGCACAACGCACCACUGCCAACGAUGGAAAUAAGAAUGAGUUAUCGACUUCAAAACAUACUCUCCCAAUGGGCUGGGCCCUGACGAAGCCUCGAAGCGGAUCAUCAAGAUUCUCUGAUCACGUCAAAAGCUACUUAACUGCAAGAUUCGAUAUUGGAGAGCAGACGGGGCAUAAGGCAGAUCCUCAAAAGGUUUCUACUGACAUGAGAAAUGUGAGAGACGAGCAAAAUAACCGUUUGUUCACAAGAGAAGAAUGGUUAACCAAAAACCAAAUACAAGGUUUCUUCAGUCGCCUUGCAGCCAGCAGGAGAAAAAAGCAAGGGAUGUCAACAGAAACUGACCACAGCAGUAAGGGACUCCAGCAAGAAGAUGAAGAGCAUGAACGUCAAGAAUUGAUAGCAGAAUUGAUAGCUYGAGAAAUAAAGCCGCUUCAUCCAAUCUCAUUUGAAGCCUCCAAUCUAUGCGAAUACGCACAAGAAAACAAGCUGGGCAAAUUCAACGUGAUAAUGCUGAAAGAAAUCUGUCAUCACUUUGCCAUACCAUUCAAAUCAAAGUACAGAAAGAAAGAUCUCAUUUCAGAACUUAUGUCUUUCAUCGAGGAAUGCUCGUGUUUUAAAAAAUAGUGCCAGUGAUCACAUUCAUGCCAUGUUCAGUAUAUAUAGAAAAUAUUAGCUGGCUUGCCUUGAAAGCCAAAAAGUGUGUUCAUACAAAACCUAAAGAAAAUAUAAGGUGUCAUUUAAUAACAAGCUCUUUUCAAUAGCAUUUACUAGAAGUUUAAAGUGACAAAUAAUUCGUUGCUAAAAUUAAUUGUAUCAGCGCUUUCAAAAAAAAAUUACAAUUAGCAAGGUUGUUGUCAGCAUA
Exaiptasia diaphana is the source of this 1538-nucleotide messenger RNA. RefSeq lists its product as uncharacterized. The record is from RefSeq and is a predicted model, not a curated record. NCBI's taxonomy places the organism in Eukaryota, Metazoa, Cnidaria, Anthozoa, Actiniaria, Aiptasiidae. The transcript has a single exon. The coding region runs from base 101 to 1300 and encodes 399 amino acids.